AUGGGCGAUUUUGUUUUCGUUGCUUUUGUACUUCUAACUGCCUAUACUUGUCAAGGCGAUCUAGCGCGCAAUUUUCAAUUCGGGAGCUUAUUUGAAAUAUGUGGAGAUAAGUUUCGGGAUAUACUACGUCAUCUAAUGCUACAGGAACCCAUUCUCCAUCUUAGUUCGGAAAAAGAAAACCUUAAUUCAGCGUUCCUUCCUAGUAUAUCUCACUCCAAAAAAAGAAUUGAUAAGUCUAACAUUGAAGAUAUCAGGGGCAUUUGUAGAUUUCCACAGGAAAAAAAAAUGCCGGCUCUUUCUACUACACCUCGCACUCAGGGUCAUUGCAGGUCCGGAUCAACUAAUACUGAUUCUCUAUUUGUCCGUCCAAAUUCCCAAGUAUCAUCUAAACUGCGAGCAGCUGGCGAGCCCACAUUAAAAAAGUCGUCUAGCUACCAAAAUAUUAAAAUUGCCAAUAAUGGAAAAGGACAGGCAAUGCAUUUGUCAAAUCUCCAGGUUACUCAGCCAGGUAAACGAAAAAAUCUCAACAGUAAACAAAAGCACCAUAGUAGUGCCGCUAACAUUCCCACCGUUUGUUCUAAAAACACUGAGCUAACUUCAUCGGAACCUCACUUUCAAACUCACCUUAACAAUCAUUCUAACGCUCACCGCAUAUCUGUGAACAGCGACCUACUUUCACGUGUGGAAAGGGAGAAAAAGCAAUAUGAAGCUCGGAUAUCGGAAUUAACACAAGUCACAGAAACACGCAAGAUGGAAAUAGAAAAGUUAACAUUCGAAGUUCGUCGUGCUAAAGAAGAGGCGUCAAAAGCUAUUUUAUUGACUGAGGAAACUAAACUUGAAAACAUCCAGCUCCGAAAUCAGUUGCUAGCUCUCGGAAGUCCAUGCAAAAAAGAUGGAGAUCAAGGUUCCUGCGUAGAAUCCCAUCAAAACACAAAAUUGAAUUCCACAACUCCUAGUUCACGUAAGUUAUUUGCCUGCACUUCGUCUCCUCCUGAAUCACUUGGCACAACAACACGUCUUACUCCAGGUGGAGCCACCACCAUAUUUACUGGAGGUGUUACAGCUAGUUCAUUAUCAAGUGAAUGGAAUGAAAUGGCACCAGGGUAUGAUUUAUGUCCUACUGAAGAGCCUACUGUAUAUGAUACUAACUAUUCAAGUGAUUUGGAAAAUAUUAGUAGUAGAAAUCUGAAAGAAAACCCAGUCGUUAGUAUCGCUACUCUCCAAGGACGUUUACUACAAAUGGAAGAGGCGAACUAUACAACCAACGAAGAACUCCAGGCCACAUUGCAAGAACUAUGGGAUCUACAGCGCAGUGUUGAUGAGGCUCAUGAAGAGGCCCAUAGUCUUGCCUUUGAGCGCGCGAUUUUAUUGGAAGCUCUCUCAACCCAGACUUCAAAACUUGAACACUGUCGAUUUCAAAUUGAACAGUUGAAACACUUGUUGCUCACAGAUCGUAGUGCCCAAACUCCUGGUUCACGAGAGAAUCACUUUUGUGAGUUAUAUGCUUCCAUCGAACAAGAGAAACAAGUUCUACUAGGUCAAAAUAAUGACUUGGCCCAAAGUUCAGAAAGUCUUGCUCGUGAAUGCCGUAUUUUGACAGAAAAAGCGUCAGCUUUGCAAGACAGUUAUGAUGCUUUAGAAACGAAGCAUUCUUCUUUGGAAAAAGCAUACCAAUCUGUUUCUUCAGAAUUAACUUCGCUUAAAAGUCAAAUUUCCCUAGAUUGUUGUAAAAGUUCACUAAAUAAACAGGAUGAUAUAUCAGAUCACUCGAAAAGAGCUAGCAUUGCUGUUCAAACUGAUUGUGUUUUUCUUAUUGAUUCACUUGAAAACCCACUCUCUGUAUCCAUUAAUGAAGAUAGAAAGAAAUUGAAUGAAAUCACUGUUGAGUUGCAUAAAAUCAAAGAAAAUUAUGAAAUUCUACUUUGUGAACGUGAGCGUGAACAAACUGAAUGGCGGUUAUAUGAGCGAGAUUUAUUAAAAGCUGUUCAAGUCGCUGAUGAAAUCAAAACGGAAUCCGAACUGGAAUCUCGCCGCCUAAGCUCAGAGAAUGCAUCCCUCAAAGAGCAAGUUGAAAAAUUAACUAAAGAUUCUACUCGUUUGAAUUCUGAAAUUACAAUAUUAAAAGAUAAAAUCAACUUAUCAUCAUCUAGAAAAAUUGGAAAUGGACAUCUAAACUUUCCUUCUGUCUCAUCUACUUCAUCUUCAUCAAACCAACCAAUUCUAUCAAAUAUCAUUCAGAAUAUUUGUCCAAGUAGUUCCGCUUAUCUUACAACAAAUACAACAACUAACUCAUGUCGUUUAGCACCCGGCACACUGACAGACAAUAGCUACACUGGACGUAAUAGUAUAAUGCAUCCUUUUACUGCACAUCGUUCCACUGGAUUCAAUCAUACAAACCAUUUACAUUCUACGUAUCCAGGUUCACCUGGAGCACCAGGUCGACCUAGUGCUCUAUCAACUGGGCCAACUGUACGCAGUUUAAUUCAAAGUAUUGAAAAUCAGGUCAAAGCGGUCCAACAUCAGAAACGCAGUACAACAUCUGCAUCAGUCGGUAAUUCACGUCCAGUUCGUUUAUACACUAAUACUAAUAACAAUGACAAUAGUAAUAACGGAAAAAAUAAUCGACAAAAUAUUUCAUCAUGUCUUAGUUUAAUGUCACCAACUGGGUAUCCUGGAAAGUCGACUACACCUAUUAGUAAUAAUAAUGGUAAUGGAAACAAUGAUACUGGUAAUUCCACUUCAACUCAUCAACUGAAUUCAAGGACAACUAUCACUAAUCCUGUCAUUUCAUCAGAAAUUAAUUAUAAAGUGAAGAACCAGGAGAACAGAGAUAUGAACAGCCUGAUUCAUACAUCAGCACCUGGUGGACCGAGUUCCACUAUAAUAAGUAAUCAAAGUGUAACGAAGAAGUUUCCAUCAGAUAACAUCACUACUACUAGUAUUAAUAAUAAUCAACGUAAUGUUAAAACACCACUUGGUACAUCAACUAUCAUGAAUUCAACUGGAACAUCGGUGUUUGGUAAUUUAGAUCAAUUUACUAAAAUAGAUUCGAAAGAUGUUUUACUCAGACGAAAUAAUAGUGUUUGUGGAUCAACUAUAAAAACUGGAUUGAACAGUAAUAAUCAUAACAAUAAUAAUUUGAUAACAAGUAAUGUAAUUGAGAGUAGUAAUUCAACGCCAAGUGUUGUACAAGUGUUCAAAGCAGACGAUAUUGUUACUAAUCAUCCUAUCACUACCGGUGAUGGAUCAUACGACAAUAGCAAAACUGAUUUAAUUAUAAAGCAUAAAGAAUCCCCAUCAAGAUCAUUAGAUUUAGUGAGUUUUCGACGUUUCACGUCAACAACUAUACCAGAUGGUAGUAGUAAUGAUAAUAAUAAUAAUGGGAAAAAACAUACAAGUACUAGUAAUGGUACAACUAGUGUUAAUCCAAGUGAAAAUAAUCGUAAUUCAUUCAUCCAGGAAUCUGAUAUUUCAACAACCAUUUCUACUGCUACUACUGCUGUUAAUGACAAUUUGUUAUCGAUUAAUGCCACACAAGAUCAUCAUUCGAAUACAACAACUAAUUUUCAUAGUAGUAUUCAUCAAGUUUGGCAGGAUCCAUUACAAGAAUUAGCUAGAUUAACUGGAGCUGGUUCAAAACGUAAUGCUUUAUUACGUUGGUGUCAGUCACGUGUAUUAGGUUAUCGUGGUGUAGAAGUAACAAAUUUCUCUAGUUCAUGGAAUAAUGGUUUAGCAUUUUGUGCUUUAUUACAUACAUAUGUUCCAUCAAAAAUUCCAUGGAAUGAUUUAAUUACAUCUAAUGGUUUACCUAUUGAUAAACGACGUUGUUUUGAAAUUGCUUUUAAAGUUGCCGAAGAUGAAGGUAUUCCAACUACACUAAAAUUACAAGAUAUGCUUACAACAGAACGACCUGAUUGGAAUUCUGUAAUGACUUACAUCAUUUCAGUAUAUCGACAUUAUGAAGUAGAAGCGUUGAAUCCAUCAACAACUACUGGUAGUAUUGAUUGA
Molecule: messenger RNA, 4008 nt
Organism: Schistosoma mattheei
Lineage: Eukaryota; Metazoa; Platyhelminthes; Trematoda; Strigeidida; Schistosomatidae
Source: the annotation of a GenBank genome assembly